CACUUAUCAACGGCCACGGCCUCUUGAUUGAUGGCGUCCAGGACGAACAGCGUGGCAGCCCGCCGAUGCGAUUUCGGCCCUGGAUCUGCCGGAUCGGGAGCCGGCCUCGAAUCGAUUGCCCCUCCUUUCGCAUCGAUCCUUCUUGGUGAUUCCAAUUCGCGAUGGUGACAUUGGUGCCAUUUCUGCGGCUUACUUCUGAAUAUCCAUCUCCGACUUUGCGGAGCUUCCAUCCCACCCUUUCAAGCUUGCGUGUCCCUGUAUAAAGAAUCCUGCCCCUCCCUCCCAUCCGUCAGGCUCCCUGCCAGCGCCAAUUCCCCUCUCUUACCGUCAUAUCAAACCCCAGCGCCAGCCUCAAACGUCGAAGCUCAGUCUUCCCAGCCAAUCCCCCUCAAGAUGGCAUCUAACCCUCCGGGCUCGUGCUGCUACAAAGGCGUCAAGCACGAAGGCACUCCUACCGGCGAGUUCUCUCAGCUGGGCGAUUUUGAGAUCUACACAAAGUACCCUGAGAGCAAGAGUACCGAGAUUGGCAUCCUUGUCAUCACCGAUGUGAUCGGCCACCGCUUCAACAACGCCCAGUUGAUCGCGGACCAGCUGGCCGCCAACGGCUACUUCGUCAUGAUGCCCGACCUGUUCGACAAGGACCCCAUCCCCCUCAACCGGCCCGGCGAUUUCGACAUUAUGAAGUGGUUGAAGGGCGAAUAUCACCCCAAGAAGACGGCUCACUUGCCGCCCACCGUGGACCCCAUCAUUGACGCAUGCAUUGUCGAGAUGAGGACAAAGUAUGGAUGCAAGAAAAUUGGCGCCGUGGGCUACUGCUUCGGCGCGAAGUACGUUGUCCGCCACCUCCGCCCGGACUCCGGGAAGUUCGACGCGGGCUACUGCGCCCACCCGUCCUUCGUCGAGGCCGACGAGCUGCGCGACAUGAAGGGCCCUCUGGCCAUCGCCGCCGCCGAGACCGACCACAUCUUCCCCCCCGAGAAACGCCACGAGAGCGAGGUCAUCCUCAAGGAGACGGGCCUGCCGUACCAGAUCAACCUGUACAGCGGCGUGGAGCACGGGUUUGCCGUAAGAGGAGACCUGAACAACAGGGUGCAUGUGUACGCCAAGGAAAACGCGUUUGUCUUCGCGAUCCAGUGGUUCGAGGAGCACUUGAAGGGUGGAAAGUAAGUCGACACCUUCACCUUUGCUUGGGUGAGCAUGGAGGGGAGAGAGCUUGCGGCCCGUCGGUCGCGGCGGGCCAUUGCUGCGGGUGAGGUAGACUGCGCAUGAUUUGUGCAAUGCAAUGUGGCAGACACCAGUGCGUGGUGGGUGAGUGUGAUGGCUACAUUGCGUUUUACAUUCGCACUGGCACUUGCACUGGCACUUGCACUGGCACUUGCAC
Cladophialophora immunda is the source of this 1381-nucleotide messenger RNA. RefSeq lists its product as uncharacterized. Bases 394 to 1167 code for a protein of 257 amino acids. Lineage: Eukaryota; Fungi; Ascomycota; Eurotiomycetes; Chaetothyriales; Herpotrichiellaceae. The transcript has 3 exons. The record is from RefSeq and is a predicted model, not a curated record. Gene Ontology annotation, molecular function: hydrolase activity.